Messenger RNA from Alternaria ventricosa, 1467 nucleotides. RefSeq lists its product as uncharacterized. The record is from RefSeq and is a predicted model, not a curated record. Gene Ontology annotation, biological process: DNA-templated transcription. The transcript is spliced from 3 exons. Gene Ontology annotation, molecular function: DNA binding; zinc ion binding. Gene Ontology annotation, cellular component: nucleus. Bases 1 to 1467 code for a protein of 488 amino acids. Lineage: Eukaryota; Fungi; Ascomycota; Dothideomycetes; Pleosporales; Pleosporaceae.
AUGGAGGCACACGAUUUUCACAUCUUGUGUUCCGGUGAUAAUUUACGAUUCGAAACUAUCGGCUUUCUCCUCGCGACGGCCGGGCGAUCGCUAACGUUUGGCUUCGUUCCGGAUAUCUUCAGUGAUCCUGCCAACAAGGACAUGAAGUUACACUUUGCCGAUGAGCUACUUCGCGCGAGUACGACCUGUCUUUUUCUCACGACGAUGCUUGCGACAGUCAACGACAUAACGAUCUGGAUGUAUUACGAAAACUACCUAUUUACAAUCAUGAUCUGCGGCUACCAAGGCCCACCCAGCUGGCGACGGAUAGGCGAACUGUCGACACAGAUAUAUGCACUGGGUAUACAUCAAGAGAAGAAGUGCGCUCAUGCUCCGAAAUGGUUGACGGAAACACGCCGUAGGGUUUUCUGUUCAGCAUACAACCAGGACAAGUCGAUAUCCACCUUCCUUGGCCGUCCGAUACGUAUCAGCAAGAGACACACUGACAUCGAGCUUCCACUGGACCUGGCCGAUAAUGAAGUCACUGGUGACCAGGCGACCUUGGAAUCUGCCAUCGCAGCGUUGGACGAGGACGGUUGGAAUACCAAAGGCAGAUGGUUGAGAGCGUCUUGGAUCCGUUUACGUCAUAUAUCCCUGCGAAGUCGCGAAGAAAUCCUGGAAUUCUCGCUCGUCAAGAUAGACGCGAACGCGGAAGCUCAGCUACUAGAUAUAUCCGAGCGUGUACGCACUUCCUGGGAGACGCUACCCAAACAUAUGCGAUACUGGAAGACCUGUUGGGAAGACGAUGUUCCCACGGUAAUCUGCCUGAUGCUGUCCAUCAUACACCUCACGCAUUGGUACAAUGAGUUCAUGAUUCAAAAGCUGCUCGAUUACAGCCCAUUGACGCUCAACACUGCCCUACUGCGCGUCUCUGUUGAUCUUCUUUGCAAUACACUCACCUUGGGUAGAAUACGCGAUCGUUCAUACGACGUUCAACGCGACAUGCUCAACGCCCUACUGCUGUUUGGUGUACCGGCGGCGUCGGUACUUGCUACAGCUUUGCGCGAACAACACCGAACAGGUCAGCAAUUCCCCGCUGAGAUAUCUCGCGCGGAGAUUAUUCGCAUGCUCAGUGUGCUCAUAUCACAUCUUGAUUCAGCCGCACACAUGGAAAACUCUGGAGCUAGACAUGGCGAAGCCAACUACAACCUAUUUCGCAAAGCGAGCAAGAUCUUUACCAAGGUCAUUGAUACGGUCUUGGACACUCGACCGGCGGAAGAGAUUACCCCAGCGAGUGCUCAGCUUGGGAUUGACCUGGAUCUGGACAUUUUCUCCGGCGCUGGGUUGGAUGGUUUUGAAGGGGGCAUGGAAUUUCCCGGCAUGGGGAUGUCACUUGGUAUGAAUGGGAAUGGAAAUGGAAACUUCAGUGAUGCAGCGGAUGAUUGGGGUGCCCUCGGCCAGUGGAAUGCCUUUGGUGGGCCUGUAUAA